Trypanosoma grayi is the source of this 1296-nucleotide messenger RNA. RefSeq lists its product as hypothetical. Bases 1 to 1296 code for a protein of 431 amino acids. The record is from RefSeq and is a predicted model, not a curated record. Lineage: Eukaryota; Euglenozoa; Kinetoplastea; Trypanosomatida; Trypanosomatidae. The transcript has a single exon.
AUGCUGCGCCACGUGCUGUGCGUGCUGGCCCUCGCGCUGUGCUGCUGCACGUCUCUGUGCGUGGCUGCUGCUGCUGAGGUUUCUUCUGUGCCACCCGCAGGUGGUACGGGGUCUUCGGCGGAGAUAUCCACGCAGGAGGAGGGCGUGGCGGCGAGGACGAAGACUUUGGAGGCCGCGACCAAGACAGAGGCGGCAGCGAUUUCUGCGAAGGAGGCACUGGCGAGUGUGAAGGCCGCAGCGGAGGGAGCUAUGAAGGCCGCGGGGAACGUGGUGGAGGAGUGCAAGAAAGGAAGCACUAACAAUGCAGUGGAAUUGGUGCAUGCAUUGCAUAAAGCACUGAGGAAGAUACUGCGGCCUCCGAAGAAGGGUGAUGGGGAAAAUAAAAACCCGACUCUUGAAGAAAUUAGGAAUCCAGAAAGGUGGAAUCCGGUUAAAGAGGCAAAGGAGAAAGCUUCGCCUGCGACAUCGUCACUUAAAAACGCGGUAGAAAAAACAGCAGCGCCAGUGGAGAGUGCAGAUGCGCCAGUGCAGCAGGCAAGAGCAGCGGUGGAGAAAGCCAGCGAGGCCCUGAAGAACGCGGCAGGAGGAGCGACGGAGAUAUUGGGUGCCGUUCGUAAGAUUAAUGGCAUUACGGCGAAAGGAAGCACGGCGGCGGUGCAGUUACACACUGCUUUGAGCAAUAUUGCAGAAGUAAUGAAACGCAUUUUAGACUCUCUCGGCAUUGUAUUGAACCUUGCGGAGGAUACCUUGACGUUGGCAGACGGAAGGACUGCUCCAGGUAACACAGAUGCUGAAGACAAAAAGUUCGCAAACUUAACGAAGAGGGCGAAGAAUAUCUUGGAUGACUUUGAUGCACUAAUGUUCGAAGCCGAAAACGUCACGGAUGCCGCUGACGCCGCAUUAGCCGUGGCUGCUGCGGUGGUCACUGAGGUGACGGCUGGGGCGAAGGACGCUGCGGCUGCGGUGGAGGCGGCCACUGCGGCUAGGGCGGCGGCUCAGAACGCGUUGACGCAAGCGGAGGGUGCGCUGCGGCAGCUGAAGGAGAAGUGGGAUGACGGCGAUAAGGAAGGGGAGAAGGCAGUCACCACAACGCUGCAGCGGGAAAACGAGUAUGCUCCUGCUGUUGACGGCUCCCACGAGUCACACACUUCUCCGCCAGACGCCACGGACCCCGCACUUCUGGUGCCCACCGCUGCGGCUGCGCUCAACACCAACAACAACGCUGACGGUGGCAGCAGCACUGCAUGGGUGCGUGCCCCAAUACUGCUGCUGCUGGCCUGCGUGACUGUGUGGUAA